Molecule: messenger RNA, 2094 nt
Organism: Myotis davidii
Lineage: Eukaryota; Metazoa; Chordata; Mammalia; Chiroptera; Vespertilionidae
Product: RING finger protein 17
Exons: 15
Source: RefSeq, a predicted model, not a curated record
AUGGCGGCAGAAUCUUCGACAGCUCGGCUCACCCUGCCUUCCUGUCAGCAGAGGGGAAGGAAGGGUCGGCCCUGGGUAGCUGCUGAGAUUCAGUGCACUCGGUGUGACAGAAUGGUGACCAAAGCUUCCGGUCACCAUCAUGAGUUUCAGUGUGGACAUGCUUUAUGUGAACUGUGUUUAUUAACUGAAGAAUAUAGCAAAAUUAUAUGCCCUGCUUGUGAGGUUGCUACAUCUAUAAAUACUAGACAAGGAUACUAUCCAAUAGAUGGAUAUCUUAAAGAAGGUUCUUUUAUGGACAAACUGCAGCCUAAAAAGAUAAAGAAUUGUUCUCAGGACUUUAAAAAGACUGCUGAUCAGCUAACUAUUGGUUUAGAACACGUUGGUUCACCAUCCACACACAGGACUGUUUUGAAUUCAUCAGCUGUAAUGGCGGAGACUAAAACUACAGAAGAAAUUGAUGAAGCACUAAAGAUAGCAGGCAAUAAUUUUGAACAAUUAAGUAUUGCUGUAAAAAUGCUUGAACACAUACACAAUCAAACACAAGAGGAGACAGCCAGUCUUUUAAAGGAUCUGGAGAAACAGUUUGAUCAACUUUUUACUUCUCUUGAUUCCAGGAAAAAGAACUUGUGUGAAGAAGUAGCAAGAAAAACAAAUGAUUAUUUAUCAAACGUAAUAAUGGCUAAAAACUGCAUUGAAGAGAAAAAAAAUGAUUUGAAUGCAGCUAUGAAGAUAGCAAGAGAGUUAAAGUCAGCACCUUCUCUAAGGACUUAUUGUGACCUGAAUCAGAUUAUUCGCGCCUUGAAGUUAACCUUUGAGAAUGAAUUGCCACAAGUUAGUGCUCUAAAACUAAGGAAAUCUCCGAGGUUGAAUAUGAGUUGCAGUGAGAUCAUCUCUGUGUUCAACAGUAUGAUAAAGAUUGACUUUGAAGACUCAACAAAAUACCCCCAAGAAAAUGAAAUUGGCCAGAACCUUGAAAAGAAAUAUAAUCACGAAAAGAAAUUUUCUUGUCGUGAUACAUUCCUAUCGCCAGCAAAAAAAAAGGUUGACAUGCCUGUCCUAACUAAUGAACCCCUACCACCUCCUUUGCAACCCGAAACUGAUGAUGUGCAUUUGGAAGCAAAAAACUUUCAGCCACAGAAAGAAGUUGUUGCAACAACAUCCCCUAAAAGCAUUGCUGCUCUACCCCAGAUGGGAUCUAGCCCUGAUGUGAUCAUUGAAGAAAUUAUUGAAGAAAACCUGGAAAGUUCUCCAGAGCUAGUUUUUGUAAGUCAUGUAAUACAUCCUUGCCACUUCUACAUUCGGAAGUAUUCACAAAUAAAUGAUGCAACAGUAUUGGAAAAGAUGGUCAAUCAGUUUUGCAAUAAGAGUUUACACCUUGAUCCGUCAGACAUUUUGGAGCUAGGUGCAAUAGUAUUUGUCAGCAGUAUUGGAAAUGGAAUGUGGUGUCGAGGAAUUAUCACUGAAUUAAUUCCAAUAGAAAAUGAAAAUAUUAGAAAACAUUGUAGUGCAACUAAAUUUUCAGUCAGUGAAGUUGCACUAAUACAGAUAUUCAUGGUGGAUUUUGGAAAUUCUGAAGUCCUAAUUGUUGCAGGAGUUGGUGAUACCCAUGUGAAAUCAGAACACAUUGCUGAGCAACAUAUAGUACUAAAUGACUUAUGUCUGGUCCUAAGGAAGUCUGAACCAUAUAUUGAAGGGCUGCUGAAAGACUUCCAGCCAUUAGCACAGCCAUGCUCAUUGAAGGACAUUGUUCCACAGAAUUCAAAUGAAGCUUGGGGAGAAGAAGCUAAAGUAGAAUUUUUGAAAAUGGUAAAUAACAAGGCUGUUUUAAUGAAAGUUUUUAGAGAAGAAGAUGGUGUGCUUAUUGUAGAUCUGCAAAAACCACCAACAAAUAAAAUAAGCAGUGACAUGCCUGUGUCUCUUAGAGAUGCAUUAGUAUUUAUGGAACUGGCCAGGUUUAGGUCGCACUCACCAAGAAGUCUUUCUGAAAAAAAUAUGAUUUUACACUAUCAUCCACCUAUUUUACCUAAAGAAAUGACAGAUGUUUCAGUUAUGGUUUGUCAUAUAAAUAGUCCUACCGAUUUCUAUCUUCAGUUG